AUGGCGAAGAGCAGGGCCGAGCUACGCCAUAUCGUCCGCCUUGCCACUGUGCGUGAAGACGGCUAUAGCGCUCCCUGGAAGGCCUGCUCGUGCACGGCGUGGAACCUCAUGGGCGCCGUGUACUUCCGCAGGGCAUAUGGCGGUCACAUCGAAGUUUCGAUUUUCGACACGGCUCGCAACCUAUCAGUCUGCGAGGGCUUCGCCGUUUUCCACGCCCAGUAUUCUUCUGCUGCUGCUUGUCACGGCUGUGAUGCUCCGUGUCCAGGACGGAAUUGUUCGCCGUUAGGCUUCGAUUGCCGCGAAGGCAGCUAG
Geosmithia morbida is the source of this 312-nucleotide messenger RNA. RefSeq lists its product as uncharacterized. The transcript is spliced from 2 exons. The coding region runs from base 1 to 312 and encodes 103 amino acids. Lineage: Eukaryota; Fungi; Ascomycota; Sordariomycetes; Hypocreales; Bionectriaceae. The record is from RefSeq and is a predicted model, not a curated record.